UGCCGCGACUCGUAGUAUGCGUUCCUGGCCAUUCCACACGCAAUGGCCAAUUUUUUAGCGGUAUAGCUGUACCACAAAACUCGUAAUCUAGCCGAUUGUGACUUGACAGCUCUCUAUCUUUAUUAUCAUAUUCAUUUCCUGUCCCUGCAUUUGCAAAAGGUUAUUGUGUAGGUAAUAUAUUUGAAAUCUGGUUAAUUUCCUUCAUAAGAGAAUACAAAUGGGGACAUUUUAUUUCUGUAAUUUAUCACAUAAGCCUUUUUACCAGAAAUAUUCCCAAUUGCCCAACCGUGUUGUACAAUCUGCCACAUGUGCCAAGCAACUAUAGCUCUUCCCACAUGUCAUGUGAUAAAAAUACUUGUGACACCAACCUGAUCAAGUUAAUGUUUUGUACACGGAAAAUUAAUGUUUCAAAAACUUGCCUUACUAAAUCAUUUGCAUAUUUAUGCUUGUGACAACUAUUGACUGACUUCUUUUUUUUCAGCUUUAGAUCUUUAAUGUUAUACUUUUUUUUACCUUUUUUGUUUUAUUAUGAAAACCUUGACACCAGUAUCUCAAGUUAAUGUUUAACAGCAUCAGAGAGCCUGUCUGAUAGGUGUGUGCAGUGUCGCUACGUUGCAGUAGCUUAAGUCAGCUGGUUGUGGGACGUGCAGGCAGUAGUCUAAAGUGAAGUAUACAGAAUACAACAUGCUCAGCCACACGUUCUGUCCUACUUCAGGAUCCAGUAUGAACAAACUUAGCCCGAUUCCUCAGCAAAUAGACAAUGGAAAGAAAACCACAAGCAGUAAAAAAGACAUCAAAUGUCGUCAGCCUCGUUUUCAUAGUGAUUUGAACUGUCCAGUUUGCCUUCAGACAGCCAUCUUACCAGUCGAAACGAACUGUGGCCAUUUAUUCUGUGGCCCCUGUCUUAUGGCGUACUGGAAACACGAUCCUUGGCUAGGACCUGUUAGUUGCCCACUAUGCAGGCAAAAGGUCAUUCUCCUCUACAAUGAUUUCUGCGAACAUCAACAGGAUGAGAUAAGCAGAGACAUCAAUCACUACAAUAAAUGCUUCUCUGGAAAGCCACGACCUUGCAUAGACUACCUUUAUGACCUGCCCUCGCUACUACACCUAGCUUUGAGAAGAAUCUUUACCAUAGGAGGUCUGGUGUGGAUCUUUUGUCUCAGAGUGGUCUUAUGCUCAUUUGGAGCAGUAAUGUGUUUGUCGUCCACCUUUGAUGUGAUUCCUGACUCCCUUUGUGGAAUUCUCAGUGCAAUCGAUGAUCUGGUUGUUGUGUUCCUUCUUUUAAUCUGCAUGAUAAACAUUUGCCAGCAACUUAGAUCUGAAGGAAUACACAUGGGCCACUCAACCAUCCAAAGCAACCUGUCAGAAUCUUGAUAACCUCCAUGAUUACCUGUGUCUCAGAGCAACAUAAUCUUUUAUUUUACAUCUAGAUACAUUUAUUGGCUUCACAUCCAGGUAAUUUCCCGCACUCUUUGUGAGACCAUGUAGCUGCCAUAUCUCUGACCAUUUCUCUUAGAGCAACAUAGUCAGCAUCUAUAUAAAGACACUUUAACCGUCAGGUGACUGGUUUACAAGACUAGUAUUGGUUGAUUUAACAACUGAAGACAGACUUUUAAUUUGUGAGACUAGUAAAAAGAAAAAGGGCUCAAAACUUAUAUGCUGUUUUAUGGAUUUUGCUCUCAACGUAUUUUUGGGCAGAAAGGGACGAUCCUGGAGGGAUACUAUGUAUUUUAAAAGCUGAAAUUUGAGCUUAAAAUUUGGACUUCCGAUGGAGGGCAAAUAAUGGAUCAACACAGAAUAAGGCGGAUACAACUAAUGAAUUGGACGUACAAAACCAAUUUAUUUUCUUACUGAAAAUGUCAUUUGUACAAGAGGUAUUGGAUAUAAAUAACUUUUCUAGUUCAUAUCGUUAAGGUUCUGAUCUACGAUAUAAACCAGAUAGUGCUUCCGGCUUUGAGUACCUCACUGUACUUGAAUUUAAAGUGUUACAUAGUAUCUGUGUGUUUUGUAAAAACUGUAAAUAAUAUGUAUUUAUUUCAACCUCUGCAUUUAUACGUUGUUUUUGUUCUUGAUGUAAGUUUUAAAAUAAAAACCUGCUACAUUUAA
Messenger RNA from Bombina bombina (fire-bellied toad), 2106 nucleotides. Its product is annotated as E3 ubiquitin-protein ligase RNF170. NCBI's taxonomy places the organism in Eukaryota, Metazoa, Chordata, Amphibia, Anura, Bombinatoridae. Gene Ontology annotation, molecular function: metal ion binding; ubiquitin protein ligase activity. The record is from RefSeq and is a predicted model, not a curated record. The transcript is spliced from 6 exons. The coding region runs from base 685 to 1374 and encodes 229 amino acids.